Protopterus annectens (West African lungfish) is the source of this 1599-nucleotide messenger RNA. RefSeq names its product proline-serine-threonine phosphatase interacting protein 2 (gene PSTPIP2). Gene Ontology annotation, molecular function: actin filament binding. Gene Ontology annotation, cellular component: cytoplasm; actin filament; plasma membrane. The transcript has 15 exons. Gene Ontology annotation, biological process: actin filament polymerization. The coding region runs from base 116 to 1114 and encodes 332 amino acids. Lineage: Eukaryota; Metazoa; Chordata; Ceratodontiformes; Protopteridae. The record is from RefSeq and is a predicted model, not a curated record.
AAAGGAGAAAGACUUGUCUCUUGAAACCCAAAGUUAACCGAAGGAUUUGCUCAUCCUUUCCUUUGCUUCCUUCUCUUGUGCUAGGCUGGUGUGCUGUUUUUUCACAAACAUCAAGAUGAGAGAAGCUCACUUCAAAGACUUUUUCUGGAAUUCAGAUAUAACAAGUACAGCUGGUUACGAUAAUAUUCUCCAAAGACUCAAUGAUGGAAGAAAGACCUGCAAAGAGAUAGAAGAUUUUAUGAAGGCGAGGGCAUCUAUUGAGGAAAAAUAUGGAAAGGACCUAUUAAAUUUGUCAAAGAAAUCUUUUGGACAAGCAGAAUUAAACACAACUAAGAAAGCACUAGAAGUCUUCAAGCAGAAGGUGGAGAAUGUGGGACAAGCUCAUUUGCAGCUGGCUCAGAGUAUAAAAGAUGAAGCAAAAAGACUUGAGGAUUUCAGAGAAAAGCAAAAAGAGAGUCGGAAAAAGAUUGAGCAUACAAUGGAACAACUACACAAAUUGAAAACAUCCCAGUACAAGAAAACAAUGGAUUCAAAGAAAACAUAUGAACAGAAGUGCAGAGAUAAGGAUGAAGCAGAACAGGCACUUAACCGAAACGCAAACACUGGGAAUCUGAAACAACAAGAGAAGCUUACUGCAAAGUCAUCACAGGCAAAGUCAUUAGCAGAGGAAGCAGACAGAAAUUAUCAGCAAAACGUUUCAUUGCUAGAGAAGAUUAGAGAAAACUGGCUGAUGGAGCACACCAAAGCCUGCGAGUUCUUUGAGAUACAGGAAUGUGAAAGGGUACAGUAUACUCGUAACACCUUAUGGACUCACGUCAAUUUGCUUUCUCAACAGUGUGUUACUAGUGAUGAGAUGUAUGAAGAAGUUCGAAAAUCCUUAGAGGGAUGUAGCAUUUCUAAGGAUAUAGAAUAUUUUAUAGACCUCAGGAAGACAGGAGAUACACCUCCAGCUCAAGUUCCAUAUGAAAAUUUUUACAGCCUCCAAAGAAAUCCUGGAUCAGGGAGAUCACAAGUUUCAGGUGGAAUAAGGCGAGAAGCACCUCUACCUCCUGCAACACAAAAUGAUGCUGCUUACUCAAUGCUUGAUGGUAAUUACAGCUUGGCACAGUACUAGUGGUCUUGGCUAGAAAACAGAAUGUGCACUUUUCUAAUGAAAAUAAAACAUCAAUUACACUAUUAAAGCUAUCACAAAUGAACUAUGAGAUCUUAAUUUCUAUGGUUUAAAACUUUUAAUUGUGCUACUGAUGAAGACAGAACCAUUUAUGGAGCUGAAGUAGAAAAAGAAGCGAAAAUAUUUGCCAUCACCAGCAACUUUGCAAAGAAACCUGUUAAAUAUUUCUUGAAGUGUUUCUAAUUUCAUUUGGUUGAGUUUGUAACAUAGUUAAACUCUUGCGUCAAGAACAGGGGAUAAAGAUAAAAAUAAGCAGGGACAGCUAUGCAAAAUCAGGAACACUUUUCCAAAUGUUUGUAUUAUACACAUAGAAUUCAUUGAGUAAAAUUGUUUAUAUUAACUUGCUUUUUUGCUGAAGGGUAUUAAAACUCUAACUGUAAUAUCUAUAAUUAUUUUAUAAUUGUAAUAAAAAAACUCAAAAACUCCAA